UGGUCUUUCUCGCGUGGAGACGACAGCUUUUGCGCGCAAUCGGCGCCAGUCAGAAACGGAGGAGUAGGAGGGGAGACAAACGCUACUUGUAGAUCUAUACUUGCACAUUUUUUCCCACCGCAAAGUUGAAGGACAGCUCGAUUCUCUUGGUUGUCCAUCGCGUCACGCGUAGAUGCGCUGACACCUUUGCAGUUUGCACACCUGUGGAUGCGGCAAGCCCCCGCUUGAUGCUCGGACUCCAGUCUUUGGUACACAUAGGAUUCUUCAGUUGAUAACCAUCUCGCGGACCAUGCAGCUGAGCGUGUCCCUCCUGGUACUCCCCAUUCUGUGCGUGACCCGCUGCGAUGCGUCGUACGUGCCGUGCGAAUCCUGUGAUGAAAAGGCCCGUUCCAUGUGCCCGCCGGUGCCAGUGGGCUGCCAGGUUGUGAAGGAGCCCGGCUGCGGCUGCUGCCUGACGUGCGCGCUCGAGGACGGUCAGCCGUGCGGCGUUUACACGGGGCCGUGCACGCGCGGGCUUCGAUGCCUUCCUAAAAACGGCGAGGAGAAGCCUCUGCACGCCCUCCUACACGGCCGGGGUGUGUGCAGAAACGAGAAGUUGUACAAACUACUGCAUCCUUCCAAAGAGUCCAUGAUGCCACAAGCCAAGGUGCCCAUAUACGGACGGGACCACAUCAGCAGUCGGAAGGCCCAGGCGAUGAAGCAGGCUAAGGACCGCAAAAAGCAGCUGGCCAGGGUGGCACCCAACAGCAACUUGGACUUGCCUCUGCACAGCCUGGAGAAACUGGAGCCUGAGUUUGGGCCCUGCAGGAGACGUCUGGAUCACCUCAUUCAGAGCAUGAAGGACACAUCCCGGGUCUUGGCUCUGUCUUUGUACAUCCCCAACUGUGACAAAAAAGGGUUUUUCAAGCGCAAACAGUGCAAGCCGUCCCGCGGCCGGAGGAGGGGGAUCUGCUGGUGUGUGGAUCGCUUUGGUGCCAAGAUCCCUGGCAUAAACUACGCCGGUGGAGAUUUGCAGUGCAAAGACUUGGACAGCAGCAGCAAUAGGAAUGAGUGAAGUUGAGUCCAGCUGCCACAGGUGCUGAGUGCCGACCAGCAGUCUGAUUUGUCACCGUGUGGUCAUGAUGGACUGUUUGUCUCACUUGUUUUAAAAAGGAAGCUGCAAGGCUUGCGCAUAGAUUUUGUAACUGUGGUUCAAAACGGACUGUGUUCAUCCUCUCUAUCUGCAUAGAUUAUACACAAUAUAUAUACAGCUCUGAAAAAAAAAAAAAAAAUAUAU
Messenger RNA from Syngnathoides biaculeatus (alligator pipefish), 1276 nucleotides. Its product is annotated as insulin-like growth factor-binding protein 5. Gene Ontology annotation, cellular component: extracellular region. Gene Ontology annotation, biological process: regulation of insulin-like growth factor receptor signaling pathway. NCBI's taxonomy places the organism in Eukaryota, Metazoa, Chordata, Actinopteri, Syngnathiformes, Syngnathidae. Bases 290 to 1054 code for a protein of 254 amino acids. The transcript has 4 exons. Gene Ontology annotation, molecular function: fibronectin binding; insulin-like growth factor I binding; insulin-like growth factor II binding. The record is from RefSeq and is a predicted model, not a curated record.